AUGCUCGGACUCGACGCCUACGAGAGCAGUAGCGAGGAUGAGGUGCAGAUUCAAAAGCCCUCACCAGAGUCAGAAAAGCAGCCGCUCAAGGAGGAUACUCAACCUCAGCGCAUCGCUCCUACACCUUUGAAAGAUCCGCGAUCGAGCUUGAGUAGCGAGGCCGCCCCAAGCGGCCCCGUCCUUGGACCAGUGUCCAUGGAUAGUCAAACCCCAAGUGAUCGCUCGCCUUACUCGACAUCUCGGGCUCUGGUUCAUGAUUUGACUCUUCCUCCAGUUCCUAACCUGGAUAUUCCGCCUUCGCCGCCUGGGUCUCCAGACCCUGCCGCGAAUGCCAAGUUCCAGCAUUUUCUUUCUCUCAAACAUCAAGGUGUUCAUUUCAAUGCAAAGCUUGCUACCUCUUCAUCUCUCAAGAAUCCUAGUCUUCUCCGGAAGAUGAUGCAGCAUUCUGGAAUCGAAGAGCAAGCACAGCACGAAACAUCUCUACCAGGGGACUUAUGGGAUACUUACGCUUUUCCACGUUGGGGCUUCAAAGACGAGCUUCUAAAGACUCAGCAAGAAAUUCGAAACAAAAUUGAGGCCCGAAGGAAUAAUGAACAAAGGUCAUCAAUCCAGUUUGUCUCUGCGUCGAAUGACAAGCCUAAGAGCAGCGUAUGA
Penicillium chermesinum is the source of this 654-nucleotide messenger RNA. Its product is annotated as HCNGP domain-containing protein. The record is from RefSeq and is a predicted model, not a curated record. Gene Ontology annotation, cellular component: nucleus. Bases 1 to 654 code for a protein of 217 amino acids. The transcript is spliced from 3 exons. NCBI's taxonomy places the organism in Eukaryota, Fungi, Ascomycota, Eurotiomycetes, Eurotiales, Aspergillaceae. Gene Ontology annotation, biological process: regulation of DNA-templated transcription.